AUGUUGCUAAACGCUCUUCUAACUCUCGUGACUCUCGCUGCGGUGCCGAUGGCUACUUUACAGGCAGCCCAUCCUGGCGGACCUGUCAUGUUCACAACCGAGGAUGGACGGCAAGUGCCUGGUCCGAACUGUGAUUGCUACGUCGUCUCGGGGCCUGAUCCAGGAUACUUUCAACACUAUCGUUUCUGGGAUUUUCGAUCGGUGCCUCUCGACCCUGCGGUUGCGAAAGACUUUAACUUCUAUCCCAGCGUCAGCGUCAAGGGAGAUGCUUAUGGGGCUGGUGCCCAACCCGUUCUCCUUAAAGACACGCCCUUCUCGAAUGACUGGAAUAUCCAAGACUGGCAUCGAAAUGGGUCUCGUCUGUUCCCCAUUACCAUUGUGAAUUCAGACCAGAACGUCUUCAUCACCAAAUCGCUCUCUGGCCCGGACUCGACGUUCCUUGCGUUGCGAAACACGCGUCUGGAAAGGUUUUCCUCCACAGCCGAAAUCGAGAGCGGCUUUCGAAACUUCCUUCAUUGUUCCCUGCGAGUGAGGCUUCGUCUCCUUGGCAAGGACGAGCCUAUUCUAUCUCCUCCGACUGUUCAACAGGCCCCAGUCGACGAAAACCAGAUGUUGUUGGUCAAUCCAGAAUCCGUGGCUCUUGUCCGCCGCAACGCAAGGAGACAUCCACCUCCGAACGGAGCGUGUGCAGGCAUUUUCACCUAUUUUUCAACAACCAGCGAGUCGGACAUUGAAAUUUUGACCGCCGAUCCACCGAACCGAGUCCACUAUGCCAACCAGCCCGACUAUGACCCUGUCUCCGACCGAGUGAUACCUGGUGCAAGCAUAGUGAGAGAUGUUCCGGUCCCCUGGACCUCAUGGUCGACACAUCGGCUCGACUGGUUCUCCACCAUCUCUCGCUGGUACGUCGAGAAUCAGUUUCAGGACCAUAUGACGUAUUCGGUACCGCACGACCCGAGUAUGUUGAUAAUCAACUUGUGGAGCGAUGGGGGCCUCUGGUCCGGCAAUCUAACGGUCGGUGAGAGCGUCCACUUGGGUAUCGAAUGGAUUGAGCUGGCCUACAAUGUAACUGGCGCUCCCAUCAAGAGGGAUGCCGAUGUCGAUGAUGAAGUGCAUAUCCAGGUGUACCCUCCACACAGCAAACAUUACCAAACUGACGGUCAUGAACUGUCGAAAAGCCCGGCGUUCGAGACAAGUGACAAUAACAACGAGCAGGAACAUAUUCUGAAAAGGAACCAAGGCAAGGAAUGUAAAGUUAUGUGUCGCGUCGAUGAUGUCAAACACAACGGUAUACCCGAGAUUGUAUUGAAUUAUACCCCCGACGCAGAACCGGAGACUUAUUAG
This is a messenger RNA of Rasamsonia emersonii CBS 393.64, 1344 nucleotides long. Its product is annotated as Endo-1,3(4)-beta-glucanase. The coding region runs from base 1 to 1344 and encodes 447 amino acids. Lineage: Eukaryota; Fungi; Ascomycota; Eurotiomycetes; Eurotiales; Trichocomaceae. The record is from RefSeq and is a predicted model, not a curated record. The transcript has a single exon.